Messenger RNA from Microplitis mediator, 2393 nucleotides. RefSeq names its product kelch-like protein diablo (gene dbo). The coding region runs from base 300 to 2162 and encodes 620 amino acids. The record is from RefSeq and is a predicted model, not a curated record. Gene Ontology annotation, molecular function: protein binding. NCBI's taxonomy places the organism in Eukaryota, Metazoa, Arthropoda, Insecta, Hymenoptera, Braconidae. The transcript is spliced from 5 exons.
UAUACUAUAGGUUACCAGUGUACUGUAUAAUCCAUGAAAAUAGAGUUUUGAGUUGUAUUGGUUAGUUAACUUUCGAUCUAUACAACUGAAAUAGUUGUCAAAAUGAUUAUUUUAUUUAUGAAAUUAUAAUCAAUACCGUUUAUAGUGCACAAUAUAGUGCCAAAAUAGCUGUAGCUGUGGAUCUAAUUAAACAUCAAGGAAAGAAAAAAAAAAAAUAAGAAGACAGUUGGUGGUAAUUGAAAGUAAUCGAAUCAAGGUGGAAACAAAAACAGCAAGACCGACUUGCUCGGUCUUGGUGAAUGGUUUUGCAGAUUGACUCAGUGUGGGGUUGGGCGUCACCCCCGUCGCGCCUACAACUAGCUGGGGGUAGCCGAGGAGCCUCGGGAAACGUGGCUGCCCAAGCAUCCUCACAGAGGAUGGGUGAAAUGGUUGUUGAACGAGCUCCAUCGCCGGCACGCCUGAGUCAUACUUCCGAGAAGCAUCCUCGUGCUACCUUAACAGAAUUGAAUGUAUUAAGACGUCACCGAGAACUCUGUGAUGUUGUACUCAAUGUUGGUACCAGAAAAAUAUUUGCUCAUCGAGUAAUUUUGUCAGCAUGUAGUCCUUAUUUCAGAGCUAUGUUCACUGGGGAACUAGCAGAGUCUCGACAAACAGAAGUUACAAUAAGAGACAUUGACGAAGUUGCUAUGGAGUUACUUAUCGAUUUCUGUUACACGUCUCAUAUAAUUGUAGAAGAAGCCAAUGUUCAAACACUGCUUCCAGCUGCUUGUCUUCUUCAGCUCGCUGAAAUCCAAGAUAUUUGUUGUGAGUUUUUAAAGCGACAACUAGAUCCAUCGAAUUGUUUAGGAAUCCGAGCAUUUGCUGAUACUCAUUCAUGUCGUGAAUUGCUGAGAAUCGCUGAUAAAUUUACCCAACAUAACUUUCAAGAAGUUAUGGAAAGUGAAGAGUUCCUUCUUUUACCAGUUAGCCAGUUGGUAGAUAUAGUAUCAUCUGAUGAACUGAAUGUGAGGACAGAAGAACAAGUUUUUAGUGCUGUGAUGAAUUGGGUAAAGUAUAAUGUAACUGAAAGACGUCAACAUUUAGCUCAAGUACUUCAACAUGUAAGAUUACCAUUACUAAGUCCUAAAUUCUUAGUGGGCACAGUGGGAUCUGAUUUACUUGUCCGAUCGGAUGAUGCAUGCCGAGACCUCGUAGAUGAGGCUAAAAAUUAUCUUUUACUUCCACAAGAACGACCAUUAAUGCAGGGACCAAGAACACGUCCUCGAAAACCAACAAGAAGAGGUGAAGUUUUAUUUGCCGUCGGCGGUUGGUGUUCUGGUGACGCAAUAGCUUCAGUUGAACGUUUUGAUCCAAAUACUGCAGAUUGGAAAAUGGUAGCGCCGAUGAGUAAACGAAGAUGUGGUGUUGGUGUUGCAGUUUUAAAUGAUUUGCUAUAUGCAGUUGGUGGGCAUGACGGUCAAAGUUAUUUAAAUAGCAUAGAAAGAUAUGACCCUCAAACAAACCAAUGGUCUUGUGAUGUAGCGCCAACAACGUCUUGUAGAACUAGCGUUGGUGUUGCAGUUCUUGAUGGUUUUCUUUAUGCCGUUGGAGGCCAGGAUGGGGUACAAUGUUUAAAUCAUGUUGAAAGGUAUGAUCCUAAGGAAAAUAAAUGGUUCAAAGUGUCACCAAUGACAACUCGCCGACUUGGAGUAGCUGUCGCUGUACUUGGCGGUUAUCUCUAUGCUAUUGGUGGAUCAGAUGGACAAUCGCCGUUAAAUACUGUGGAAAGAUAUGAUCCACGACAAAAUAAAUGGUCACAAGUUUCACCAAUGUCUACAAGGCGAAAACAUUUAGGCUGUGCUGUAUUUAAUAAUCUUAUUUAUGCUGUGGGUGGAAGAGAUGAUUGCAUGGAAUUAUCAAGUGCUGAAAGAUACAACCCACAUACGAAUUCUUGGAGUCCAAUCGUCGCCAUGACAUCUAGACGAAGUGGAGUUGGGCUAGCAGUUGUCAAUGGUCAACUUUACGCCGUUGGGGGGUUUGACGGUACUGCCUAUUUAAAAACUAUUGAAGUUUACGAUCCUGAACAAAAUCAGUGGAGAUUGUGUGGUUGUAUGAAUUACAGGAGACUCGGAGGUGGUGUAGGCGUAAUGAGAGCACCACAGACUGAAAAUUAUAUAUGGUAGCUCAGGCCCCCCUCUUCGGCCCAAAUGGCUGAAACACCUUUAACACCACUGACUCCUGUAACACCAAUAACACCGCUUUCUGGACCAGUUGUUUCAACUAAUAGCAGAAAACGCUAUCGACGCUCUAUGAGCAUUAUUUAAAAAUAUUUUUUUUUUUUUUUGCUACUGCUAAUAUUUUUAAUUUAUUCUUAAAGUCAUAUCUUACAAAUAAUUAUACAUACAUAAAUUUAU